This is a messenger RNA of Asparagus officinalis (garden asparagus), 1006 nucleotides long. RefSeq lists its product as uncharacterized. The record is from RefSeq and is a predicted model, not a curated record. Bases 557 to 874 code for a protein of 105 amino acids. Gene Ontology annotation, biological process: peptidyl-serine dephosphorylation. NCBI's taxonomy places the organism in Eukaryota, Viridiplantae, Streptophyta, Magnoliopsida, Asparagales, Asparagaceae. Gene Ontology annotation, cellular component: protein phosphatase type 2A complex; cytosol. The transcript is spliced from 2 exons. Gene Ontology annotation, molecular function: protein phosphatase regulator activity.
GUGGAUGCAAUAUAGUAAUAAAUUAGAAACUAUAAUGAAGUGUAUGCAGAAAAAUCUAUACAAGUUGGUUGGAUCCUUAGUAUCAAUGAUAGAAUUCCCUGUUUUCUACUAUGUAUCUUAAGCGCAUUUCUUGCAUCCUGCAAAUAUGGAGCGAAUCAGUCGUAAUCAAUGAUAGAAUUCCCUGUUUUUGUGGUUGUCUUUGAUGCGCGUGUGGUUGGCUUAAAGUCCAAGUCUUGGACUCCAAGAGCACCACUUUGUGAGCUUGUUGUAGCUGGAUCAUUGUCCUUCUCAAUUGCUGUCCUCUCCUUUGUGAUAGACUGAUAGUUGCCUUGCCAUUUGCCUUUUUGUUUUCGGGCUGUCCUUUGCCUGUGUUUUGUAUGGUAAAACAAUUUAGAAUUUUAUCAUUUAGUAUUUGAUUGGGGAAAUUUUUAUAGUUUGAUGGGUCAUAAAAGUAUUUGAAUUUUUAUUUCAAAUCUAUACGUGUUUCGAUGGAGUUCUUACUUAAAAGUAUUUGAAUUUUUAUUUCAAGUUUUUACUUUUGUUACCGCCAUAGCUGAUGACAUACCCCUACAGGUUUGAAGAGCAUGAAGCCCCGGGUUCAAGAUCAUUUUUUACUGAGAUCAUUGCUUCAAUUUCAGAUAUUAAAUUUGGGAAGGAUGGGAGACACAUUCUGAGCCGUGAUUACAUGACUCUUAAGAGAACCUUGAAUUUGUUCAAUAAAUGGCACAGACGAAUUCUGACGAGAAAGCAAGCGCUGCUGCUAAAGCUGUUGUUGGUGCUGCUGUUGCUGCUGCUGUUGCUAAAGUUGCUGAAGUUGCUGAAGCUGCUGCUGCCGAAGCAGUUGUUGUUGCUGCUGCUGCUGCUGAAGCUGUGAUUUUGGUUGAUUUUGGUUGAUUCUGUAAUAUGUUUAUACUGUUUCCUUGCGUUGUGAUUAUUGUCAGUCGCAGCAUUGUCAAUUUGGGGGCUAAGAUUUACUUUCUCGUAAAAUCCCUCUCUUUUGAUCUUU